UGUCCUGCAGCCUCGCGCGGCAGAGUCUAAUGCCAUGACCGAGGACGCAUUCAUCCUCUGUUGAGAACCAUGCACAGCCGGCUGAGUCCUGCUGGAAUGAAACGACUGAAGAGGGCUUUCAAAGAACUCACCUGUGGAUUUGCGCCGUGAAUGCCUUAUAUGACCAAACCUCUGAUUUUACUUCUAUGCCUGACCAUUACCGGUGAAUGUCGUAAGCACAGGGUGCGGAGAUGGACCGGUACCGUGGAGACCCAAAAGCAUGGCACCUCCUUGGCGAAGAAGCCUCCAGAUGUGACCAAGUCUCGGAAAAUGAAGACAGAGCAUCUGCUCAAAGUAGACGAUCAUGACUUCACUAUGAGGCCGGCAUUUGGAGGUCCUGCAAUCCCUGUUGGAGUGGACGUUCAGGUGGAGAGCUUGGACAGCAUCUCUGAGGUUGAUAUGGAUUUCACCAUGACUCUGUACCUGAGGCACUACUGGAAGGAUGAGCGCUUGUCAUUCACCAGCAGCACAAACAAGAGCAUGACAUUUGAUGGUCGCCUGGUGAAGAAGAUCUGGGUCCCUGAUGUCUUCUUUGUCCACUCCAAGAGGUCCUUCAUCCACGACACCACCACCGACAACAUCAUGCUACGUGUCUUUCCUGAUGGACAUGUUCUCUACAGCUUGAGAGUGACAGUGACAGCAGCCUGUAACAUGGACUUCAGCCGCUUUCCUCUGGAUUCUCAGACCUGCUCACUAGAGCUGGAGAGCUAUGCCUACACAGAUGAAGACCUGAUGCUGUACUGGAAGAGCGGUGAUGAGUCCCUUAGCACUGAUGACCGCAUCUCCUUAUCACAGUUCCUUAUCCAGAAAUUCCACACCACAUCUCGCUUAGCCUUCUACAGCAGCACAGGCUGGUACAAUCGUCUGUACAUCAACUUCACGUUGCGACGCCACAUCUUCUUCUUCCUGCUGCAGACAUACUUUCCCGCCACGCUCAUGGUGAUGCUUUCAUGGGUGUCAUUCUGGAUCGACCGCCGGGCUGUACCAGCCAGAGUUUCCCUGGGCAUCACCACAGUGCUGACCAUGUCCACCAUCAUCACUGGAGUGAAUGCGUCCAUGCCCCGGGUGUCCUACAUCAAGGCGGUAGACAUUUACCUCUGGGUCAGCUUUGUCUUUGUCUUCUUGUCAGUGUUGGAGUAUGCCGCCGUCAACUAUCUGUCCACUGUCCAGGACCGCCGGGAGCGCAAGAUGAGAGAGCGGGCACGAUCUCAGUCACUGCCCUGCACCUGCGGGAUAUCACAGACACGAACAAUGACCAUGUUGGAUGGUACCUACAGUGAGGCUGAUACUAACAGCCUGGCUGGCUACACUGAGGAGCCCAUGGUGCCAGAGGAAGAUCAUGAAGACCUGCGCGAGGUUUCAGAGAAACCUGAACACAUGGUGGUCCAUCUGUCAGUGAGCAGCGAGUCCACUACCACCAAGAAGAAGAAGAGCCUGCGUGCCCUCAACAUUAUCCAGAACACACAUGCCAUUGACAAAUACUCCCGGAUGAUUUUCCCUGGUUCAUACAUCUUCUUCAACCUUAUUUACUGGUCCGUCUACUGCUGAAAGACACUGAGGCCAGAGAGUUGAACACACAGACAGUAUGAAUGCUGCAUCAAAAUGGGACACUUCUGGUCUAAUCCCCAGAGUGCUCUUUUACUGUAUGUCUUGUAAUGAUAGAUCAUUAGCUUUAAGGCCUUGGACAGUAACAGAGCCUGAAAAGAUGAGUUCUCUUAGGACUGAUUUGAUUUUUUUCCUCAUGCAGCUAUUUGAAUGUGCAUUAACGUUCUAAACUAAAACAAAGCAAACAAUCAUUUAAAAACGCUUUUGUUUUUAAACUGAUGCUAAUUCUCUGUUGAAAAGCUCUUUGUCCUCAUUUUUGAAAGUCAUGACUUACGUGACAACUUAAUUUCUAACAUGUCAAGAUAACAAACUUUGAUCGUAUUUUAAACUUGUUAUCUGAUAUAACUUAAUAUUGAGGAAUCAGCAAGUCUAAGAGUGUACACCCAGGUUAGCAGCACUGUGGGGUUGUAUUUAGUGGUGCUUUGAGCUAAAUGCUAAUGCCAACAUGCUAACAUGCUCAUGUUAACAUGCUGAUGAUGUUUAGCAGGUUUCCAGGUUCACCAUCUUAGUUUAGCAUGC
This is a messenger RNA of Micropterus salmoides (largemouth bass), 2163 nucleotides long. RefSeq names its product gamma-aminobutyric acid type A receptor subunit rho2a (gene gabrr2a). Gene Ontology annotation, molecular function: extracellular ligand-gated monoatomic ion channel activity; neurotransmitter receptor activity; GABA-A receptor activity. Lineage: Eukaryota; Metazoa; Chordata; Actinopteri; Centrarchiformes; Centrarchidae. Gene Ontology annotation, cellular component: neuron projection; synapse; membrane. The record is from RefSeq and is a predicted model, not a curated record. Gene Ontology annotation, biological process: chemical synaptic transmission; nervous system process; signal transduction.